AUGCAAGAAAGACAUCAGUUAAAGUCUUGUAAAUUACCUCGGGUGGAGAACCGGCAGGUACUUGUGAGUGGCGAUCUUAAGUCUCCAUAUGGCUUGAGUCUUGACUUCGUGAAUAAUGAGCUCUACUGGGCAGAUGGCCAGUGCGGCUGUAUCGAAGCUUUCCAUCUUGUGACAAAGCGUCGGCGGCGCGUGGUACACAGUCCAGAGUACUAUCCAUACUGGGUGGCCGUGUUUGAGGAGUGGGUUUACUGGAGUGAUCGCAAGAUGAAGGCAAUACUCAAAGCCAAUAAACGCACUGGUGAGUAUCAGAAAGAUAGGGGCAAUAAUGAGUUCAUUCGACAAGUUUGGAGACUAUCAGCCUUUCUUUAA
Messenger RNA from Protopolystoma xenopodis, 369 nucleotides. The record is from the annotation of a GenBank genome assembly. Lineage: Eukaryota; Metazoa; Platyhelminthes; Monogenea; Polystomatidea; Polystomatidae.